AUGCAAGACACGGCCGUGGGACGUUUCCAGGCUCGCGCGCGGGAGGACGUUGUUGGCCGUACUUUUGCUGCUCUAGUGUCUAAACCUUGCGUUUUUCACGAAGCUUGCUUCCAAAAGAAAAAAAGAGUAAAUCACUUGUUUCAGAAGCACAGGACUGCGAAGCGUAGCUCAGGUGGCGUUACCGAUGCCGGAGACGCUAGCCGGGCUCGUUGCACUGCUCUUGUUGUUGUAUUUUUCCUGCUGGGGACUUGUCCUGUGUUGGCUCCAUGCUCUCUGCUUUCUUCUGCGAGGGAGAUUUUCAGAAGAGCUGACAAAAAUGAUGACGGGAAGCUGUCCCUGGAGGAGUUUCAAGCCUUUUUUUCGGAUGGGACGCUCAACGAAGAGGAACUUGAGAAGCUCUUUCACACCAUUGACUCGGACAACACCAACAAUGUGGACACAAAGGAGCUGUGUGACUAUUUUGCUGAUCAUAUGGGAGACUAUGAAGAUGUCUUGGCCUCACUGGAGAUGCUGAACCUCUCCAUCCUGAAGGCGAUGGACUACACCAAACGGGUGUACGAAAGCGGCAGCAACGUGGACCAGUUUGUGACCCGCCUCCUGCAACCAGACCCAGUCGCUGCUGAGCUCCGUGGAGAGCGCUGUCGACGCCAUCGACGAGCAAACCAACCCGGCCAGUCCGAUGCUGCUUGA
Messenger RNA from Struthio camelus australis, 690 nucleotides. The record is from RefSeq and is a predicted model, not a curated record. Lineage: Eukaryota; Metazoa; Chordata; Aves; Struthioniformes; Struthionidae.